Loa loa (African eye worm) is the source of this 452-nucleotide messenger RNA. RefSeq lists its product as hypothetical. Lineage: Eukaryota; Metazoa; Nematoda; Chromadorea; Rhabditida; Onchocercidae. The transcript is spliced from 2 exons. The coding region runs from base 11 to 361 and encodes 116 amino acids. The record is from RefSeq and is a predicted model, not a curated record.
AGAGAGAAGAAUGAAAUUUCUAAAUGCAGUGAUUAUGCUAACAUGUCUUGCAUAUGAGCAAGUUUGCGGAAAUGUAGCAAAUGUGGAAGCCAAGCUUGGCCAAACAGUACAAUUGAAAUUCGACAAAUUCAUUCGCAAUAUUGAUAUUGAGUUAAAAUAUCCUGAAAAUGGCACUGUCUAUCAAAAGACAAUAAUCAAAGAUGGCAAAAUAACAAAAUAUGGGGUGGAACGUUUUGGAAAACGAAUAAUCUAUGCAGAUGGCAAUCUUAUCAUACGAGAUGUAAAAGAAAAUGAUGCAACAUCAUAUAUAUAUAAAUUAGGUCAUUAUUCGCAGAAAAUAAGACUUAUCAUUCUUUCAUAACAAUUGUACAUUUGAAUGUAAUCAAUUUGCUCGGUUGAUUUUACCACUUUGAUACCAUUCCUUAUGGUGAUAAGAAUAUUGUCUAUAACAG